Drosophila mauritiana is the source of this 788-nucleotide messenger RNA. RefSeq lists its product as uncharacterized. The transcript has a single exon. Lineage: Eukaryota; Metazoa; Arthropoda; Insecta; Diptera; Drosophilidae. The annotation marks the transcript as partial. The record is from RefSeq and is a predicted model, not a curated record.
UGGAUAUUUCCUCUUGCAGACACACCCACAUCGCUGGUGCUGAAGGACUACGUAAACCACGAGCUGGUGCCCAUCCUAACAAUGGACCCCAAUGGCGCCCGCCUGGCACCCACCCCCGCCCCCGCCUACACGCCCGCCAACACUUCGACGGGAAUGCCCGGUUCCGGCGAAGUGACCACUCCCGGCAACAGCUGCAUUGCCCACGGCAGCGACCCGGGCCUGGGCUACUCCUCGCUGAGCAGUCCGCUCCUCGACGUCCUGAACACGCCAACGGGAGCGAAUGCCUCCGGGGUCUACACGCUCGCUGAGGAAACGGAACUGGAGCUGCAGGAGACGCAGGUGGACAGGGAGCGCAUCUAAAAACGCCAACGACGAAAGUAUUUACCCGACGGAUCAGUAUUAGUUAGCGGUUAGCCUUAGACAUAGUCCUAAAACCCUAGAUCGAAUCGGUAUAGUCUGUAAAGUGUAAUGACUAUUUUUUUGUUUUUUUUUCGACCUGCCCCCCAAAAUAUGGUGCGGGUGCAUAUGCCAUAAGAAGAGUAAUAAGUGUGCGUGUGUGUGUAUGUGUAAUGGGGGAGUUUUUCCCCCCCUCAAUAAAAAACAAAUAUGUCCCGUUGGACCAGCAAAAGGAUCGUAGCAUAAGGCAAACUAUCACUGUACAUACUAUAUAUUGCGAAGAUACAUUUCCAUAGCACCUAAGCAGAUCGACCGAUUGUAAACAGAGGCCCCAAAGGAAUGAGGACACAACUAGUCAAUGUAGUAAGAGAUGCGACCCGGAUUUAAGUAAA